AUGAUUAAUACGGGGAAACUCGCGGGUCGCACACUCUUCAUUACGGGAGCUUCCAGAGGAAUCGGUAAGGCGAUCGCACUGAAAGCAGCGCAAGAUGGUGCAAAUAUCGUAGUUGCGGCCAAAACCGCUGAUCCGCACCCGAAGUUACCCGGAACCAUCUAUACCGCAGCAAAAGAGAUCGAAGCAGUUGGUGGCAAGGCUCUGCCAUGCGUGGUGGAUGUCCGUGAUGAAGCAGCUGUCCGAACUGCCGUACAAAAUGCGGUUGCAAAGUUUGGUGGAAUCGAUAUAGUUGUCAAUAAUGCCAGUGCAAUCUCACUAACGCCCACGGAACAAACCGACAUGAAGCGGUAUGAUCUGAUGCACCAAAUCAACUCCCGUGGAACGUUCCUAGUAUCCAAAGAAUGCAUUCCUUACCUCCGAAAGAGUAGCCAUGCGCAUAUUUUGAACAUUUCCCCACCGUUAAAUAUGGCACCGCACUGGUUCAGCAAUCACGUGGCUUAUACGAUGGCGAAGUACGGCAUGUCGAUGUGUGUGCUCGGUAUGGCCAAGGAGCUGGAAGGUGCCAACAUUGCGGUUAACGCGUUAUGGCCACGUACGGCCAUUUACACCGCUGCCAUGGAGAUGCUCACCGGCAAAGAAAGCAAUCUGUUUUCGCGCAAACCGGAAAUCAUGGCCGACGCCGCGUACGCCGUUCUAUCGAAGGAUCCACGAUCGCUUAGCGGAAAGUUCCUCAUUGAUGAUGAGGUGCUGAACGCGGAAGGCAUUACAGAUGUGAAGCAGUACGCUUGCGUGCCCGAAAACGCCGAUAAACUGAUGCCCGACUUUUUCCUCGAUGUUGAGCCUGAAAAGUUGGUUGAGUUUGCUGCCGAAGGGAGCCAUGCAGCUGCGUUGAAGAAGCCGGCCGCAGAAGCGGCUGGUGGCAAGAUUGAUGGGCUUUUCCUCAAGAUCGAAAGCCUGCUCAGCGAAGAGAUUGUCCGCAAGACGGGCGCUGUGUACGAGUUCAAGGUAAAGGGCGAGGAGGCCGGCACAUGGUUCGCAGAUCUGAAGACUGGCACCGGAAAGGUAGGCAAGGGCAACCCUCCAGCCACAGCUGAUGCGAUUUUGACCAUGGACUCGAAGCACUUCUUCGACAUGUUCACGGGCAAGCUGAAGCCGGCAAACGCUUUUAUGACGGGCAAGCUGAAGAUCUCCGGUGACCUGCAAAAGGCGAUGAAGCUUGAAAAGCUCAUGGGAGGGCUGAAGUCUAAGCUCUAAAAAAGAAACAAAAACAAAAAAGUGUAUAUCAGGGUGGUUAAAAUAACGUUAUUCGUUCAUUGUUUUGAAGUAUAAGGGAACAGUUUAAUAAAUGCAUUUUAUUUGCCGACAUCACAACAUCUUAUACCAUUGAAUAAAUGAU
Molecule: messenger RNA, 1396 nt
Organism: Anopheles nili
Lineage: Eukaryota; Metazoa; Arthropoda; Insecta; Diptera; Culicidae
Product: hydroxysteroid dehydrogenase-like protein 2
Exons: 4
Coding region: 1-1254 (417 amino acids)
Cellular component (GO): mitochondrion
Source: RefSeq, a predicted model, not a curated record